CGCCCAGCAUCUAAUGUCUGGCUCUGGACUGCGCAAAGGCGGUAUUACCGCCGCCUAUCCCCGACUGCAUGACGGACCAUGCGUUUCCGCCCUUGCCGUUUGAGAUAGUGUCUCUCAUCCUCGAGCACUUUAUCCAGCUUUCACCGCGCGAACACGGCCGGUCCGUCUGUCUCUUGAGCCGCUCAUUUCUCAACCUGGGAAGAAGAGGGCUGUACAGCCAUAUUGUGCUGCGCUUCGAGCGCGAUGAGCGUUACUUCGUCUGGUGCAUGUUGCGCAGUGGGCCUCAGGAGCCCGGACGUCCCCAUCCCUUAGCCACCCUCGUCCGCUCCAUUGAGAGGCGCGACGAAGACGUCUCCGUCGCCUCGCCCACUACGCUGGUUCUGCUUGGAAAGCUGUUCAGAUAUCCAAAACACCUGCUCGAGCGCCUCGAAUCGGCGCGUCUGCUGACCUACUUUGACAAUCUCGACGUCGUCAGCGCCUUUGUCUCUUCUUCUGAUGCCCAGCUUCCCAUGGCCAUCUCGGCAGAGAUGCGCUUCUCCAAUCGAGGUGAUGCCGCUGCGAGGCCUGUGCCCGAAUCACUCCAUCUACUGUCCUCGAGAAUCGACGAGGCAGCGUUUGUUGCCGCCGUCAACGAAUACCCACCUACGCUGCAGCGCGUCUGUGUCAGCAUCUUUCCCUACCUCGACCAGAGGGUCCCGCCUCGUCCCUCGCCCGACACUCGGAAUCUGCCCAACGCAGCCGGUCGUCUCCGAAUCGAAUCGUACCCAGGUGUCAUCCGGACCCUGUAUGAAGGCCUGGCCAGACGGCCGCACCAGCGAGAGGGACGUAGCCUGAAACUCCUCGUGCUUCGCUACGACCGCACCUGCGGCGAGUUCUGCAUGGUCCCGAGAUGCGCCCAGCAUCCCGGAAGCCCGUACCGGAACCACGUCCGCCCGUCGGAGGAAAAGGGAUCGUGGUCGGAAGGAGCGGGCACGAAGCUCGUCACCGUCUGCUGCGAUUGGGGUCAAGCAGCACCGACGUCGUCUGCCAGGGACGUAGCCCUUGACAAGGCAUUUGUGAAGCGCAUCUGGGAACGCAUGCUGCACGAGAAGGAGAGCGUUUGGCCCGAGGUGCCAGAGGACGAUACUCAGCCCGUGACGCAUCAGUCCUGGACAGCCUGAGCCGCGCUCUUGCUAAUGGGCACCCUAAGUCAGCAGGAUCUUCAAUCAAGGAGGCCACCGUCGAGCCAUGGUCGGACAAGUCGGUGCACCUCUCAGAAAGCAGAGAAGUCAGAGGAGCUAGGGGUAUGCUAGGCAUGCUUGGGUCUGUCGCCCAUCUCACAUAACAAACGGACAUGGGAGAGAAAUGGCAAGAGAUACAAUUGGAGAAAAAGAAAGAAAAUGGUAUGGUGUGCCUGAUAGAGGAAAGAGAAAGGUGGGGGUAUCCUCGAAAGUAAAGUGGAAUGGCGAAUGUAUACUCUACAGAGAAGCGAGUCUGAUA
Messenger RNA from Acaromyces ingoldii, 1479 nucleotides. RefSeq lists its product as hypothetical. The transcript has 3 exons. Lineage: Eukaryota; Fungi; Basidiomycota; Exobasidiomycetes; Exobasidiales; Cryptobasidiaceae. The record is from RefSeq and is a predicted model, not a curated record. Bases 69 to 1160 code for a protein of 363 amino acids.